This is a messenger RNA of Thermothielavioides terrestris NRRL 8126, 597 nucleotides long. RefSeq lists its product as uncharacterized. The record is from RefSeq and is a predicted model, not a curated record. Gene Ontology annotation, molecular function: protein serine/threonine phosphatase inhibitor activity; protein phosphatase 1 binding. NCBI's taxonomy places the organism in Eukaryota, Fungi, Ascomycota, Sordariomycetes, Sordariales, Chaetomiaceae. Gene Ontology annotation, cellular component: nucleus. The transcript has 2 exons. Bases 1 to 597 code for a protein of 198 amino acids.
AUGGCGUCUCUCGCUCCUCGGACACGACAGCAACAACAGUUCGCCUCCGCGCAGCCCUCUCGCAGCCAGACAGAAACCGUUACAACACCGUCACCGGCCAACCAGACCGAGGCCCAGCCCCAGCCCGUCCUCCGCCUGCGCGGCGCCCAUUCCAACAGGCGAACAGUACAGUGGCGGUCGGACGUGGUCGAUAACGAAGGGCUAGGGCGGAAGAAGUCCAAAGGCAAGCCAACCCUCUUCUGCCCCGCAGCCUGCCCGCAGCUAACCGAUCGUCAUCAAACCAACUCCUCCUCCUCCUCCUCCUCCGACUCGGACUCGGAUUCCGACAGCGCAAACCCAAGGGGGAGGAAGCCGCCCGCCGACGGGGACGACGAGCACGGACACGGGCAUCAAUGCGACGGGCAUCAUCAUCAUCAUCCCCAUGACCACGCGCACUCACACCCACACGGCCGGGGGCGAGACGGCACGAGCGGGAGGAGGAGGAAGCGCCAGCCGAGCCCGAACGCGUACGAGAAGAUGCCGCGUUACGACAAGCCCGGGAAGGACGAGUCAGGAGGCGAUGGAGGGAAGGGGAGCGGCGGGCCGCAAAGCGCGUGA